Messenger RNA from Labeo rohita (rohu), 3430 nucleotides. It is a transcript of the gene sfmbt1, whose product is annotated as Scm like with four mbt domains 1. Gene Ontology annotation, biological process: regulation of DNA-templated transcription. Lineage: Eukaryota; Metazoa; Chordata; Actinopteri; Cypriniformes; Cyprinidae. Gene Ontology annotation, cellular component: nucleus. The transcript has 21 exons. The coding region runs from base 168 to 2780 and encodes 870 amino acids. The record is from RefSeq and is a predicted model, not a curated record. Gene Ontology annotation, molecular function: transcription corepressor activity; histone binding.
GGCUCGUGGAUGAGAGGCUCGCGCGAGAGGCGGCGCAUGCGCGCUCACACUUUGUGCCAUAUUGGAAUGAGGUCGUGAACGACUAGGCGGAAAAAGACACGGCAUCUAAAACCGACUUGAAAAACUCCUCACUGAAACUGUUUGAUUGUCCUCCGGGGGCUUCAGACAUGAGCCUUGAGGCGCUGGAGUCUGAUGCGGACUCUGGUCAGGAUGUGUCAGAGUUUAACUGGGAUGACUACCUGGAGGAAACCGGGGCACUUUCUGUUCCUCAUCAUGCGUUUAAACACGUGGACCAGGGCCUGGAGACCGGUCUGACUCCUGGUAUGAAGCUGGAGGUGUGUGUGCGUACUGAAUCAGAAACAGCAUACUGGGUGGCCACAAUAAUCACCACCUGCGGACAGCUGCUGUUGCUACGAUAUGAGGGUUACCAAGAUGACCGGCGUGCCGACUUUUGGUGCGACAUCAUGACCGCUGACCUGCACCCGAUCGGAUGGAGCAAGCAGCAGGGCCGACCGAUGAGACCUCCAGAGGGUGUUCGUGAGAAGCACCAGGACUGGGAAGCGCUGCUGGAGAAAGCUCUGGCUGAAUCCUGCAGUGUGCCUGCUAGUUUGCUGGAAGGGGCUCAGCGUGGUUGCAAUCCUAUAGAUCUGUUAAGUCCGGGUCUAAACGUCGAGCUAGUGGACCGCCAAGAUGCUGGGGCAGUCUGGUCUGCAGUGAUUGAGGAGAACGUAGGAGGGCGCUUGCGGCUUCGAUAUGCCGGCACAGACGGGCUUCCUGACACCCAGUCCAUCACGUGGGUCUUCUACCUGGACCCCGUGCUUCAUCUGCCGGGCUGGGCACAGGAGCACAGCUGCACCUUUAGACCACCAGCGGCUCUGCUCACCCUGCGCACUGAAGCCGAAUGGGAGGAAGUUAAGAAGACCGUCUCAUCUCAGGUGCAGGACUCCAGCAUCAACGAGGAGUUUUACAGGGACAGAUCAGCCAUCAAUCCACACUCCUUUACUGAAGGGAUGAAGCUGGAAGCUGUGGACCCAGCAGCUCCUUUCACUAUCAGUCCGGCCACUGUGGCGAAGGUGUUUAAUGACCAGUUUUUUCUGGUGCAAAUGGAUGACAUAAGAGACGAGGCACAGAAAGAGGGAGGCAAAUGCUCCUUCCUGUGUCACAGAGACAGUCCAGGAAUCUUCCCUACACAGUGGAGUCUGAAGAACGGAGUCAAGCUGAGCCCUCCUCCAGGGUUCCAAGGUCAAGACUUUGACUGGGCGGACUAUCUAAAGCAGUGUGAAGCUGAAGCGGCCCCUCAGCAAUGCUUUCCUCCAGACCCUUCUGAUCAGUGCAUUAAAGAGUCCAUGAUGCUGGAAGCGGUCAACCCACUCUGCCCUGAAAACAUUCACGUAGCAACUGUUACCAAGGUCAAAGGUCAACACAUGUGGAUUCGUUUGGAAGGUCUGAAGCAAGCCAUCCCAGAGAUCAUAGUUCACACAGACUCUAUGGAUAUUUUUCCAGUGAGCUGGUGUGAGACCAAUGGCUAUCCUCUUCAGCACCCCUGCAAACCUAGAGUGGAGAAACAGAGAAAGGUUGCAGUUGUUCAGCCAGAGAAACAGCGGGUGCCAUCCAAAGACUCCUCACCUGAUACUACCAAACAACAGAUUAACAGCAGUCAGGCUGAGAUUGCAGGGCAGGCGAAUGGGAAAUACUGUUGCCCUAAGAUCUAUUUUAACCAUCGCUGCUUCUCAGGGCCCUACCUCAAUAAGGGCCGUAUCGCAGAGCUGCCACAGUGUGUGGGACCUGGGAACUGCGUCCUGGUGCUGAAGGAGGUGCUGACAUUGCUGAUAAAUUCUGCCUAUAAGCCCAGUCGAGUGCUGAGAGAGCUGCAGCUGGACCAGGAGGGCCGCUGGCAGGGUCAUGGAGAGACACUUAAAGCCAAGUACAAAGGGAAGAGCUACAGAGCGACGGUAGAGAUUGUUCGCACUGCAGACCAGGUGGCUGAUUUCUGUCGGAAAACCUGCAUUAAACUGGAGUGUUGUCCCAAUCUGUUUGGCCCAAAAAUGGUUCUGGAGCGCUGCUCAGAGAACUGCUCUGUGCUCACCAAAACCAAAUACACAUAUUACUAUGGGAAGAAGAAGAGCAGGCGUGUGGGCCGACCUCCCGGCGGACACUCCAACUUAGAAGGAGGUGUGAAGAGACGAGGCAGGAGGAGGAAGAGGAGGAAGCAGCUCUUCGUCCACAAAAAGAGACGUUCAUCUGCUUCAGUUGACAACACUCCAGCAGGUUCCCCUCAGGGCAGCGGUGAUGAAGAAGAUCUGGAUGAGGAUGACUCUCUUAGUGAAGACACUGGCUCUGAACUGCAAGAUGAGCUGAUGGAUGACUCUGAGUAUUCGGAGAAGAAGUCACAGCCCCCCACCCCCUCUCCCUCCCCUCCAGAAACCCCCCGUCCCACACGCAGACGGCGCAAGGCUCGCUCACCGUCCUGCUCAGAUGAUGAGAACAGGCCUCCUUCACCCAAGAGUCCACGUACUGAAGUUCCUCCGAAGCUGUGUUUGGACAGCAGUCCACUGGAAUGGAGUGUCACAGAUGUUGUGCGUUUCAUCAGGACCACCGAUUGUGCUCCACUGGCACGCAUCUUCAUGGAUCAAGAAAUUGACGGUCAAGCGCUGCUGCUGUUGAAUCUUCCCACUGUUCAGGAGUGUAUGGACCUGAAGCUCGGCCCUGCCAUCAAGCUGUGCCAUCACAUCGAGCGGGUCAAGCUAGCAUUUUACCAACAGUUUGCCAGCUCAGGGUGACACUUUGUAAAGAAGAGUGGGGCAUUUGACACUUCGGGUGACUUUCCUAAUGUUUGUGAUCUUCCUUUUGCUCUAUGGAACCUUUAAAAUCACUUAGCGCUUUAGACGCCUCCCGUACCGAUAGAUACUACUGGAGGGGUGUUUUUCAACAGGGUGAAUCUGGUACUUGUACAGCUGGGCUCUCUAUCUGAAAUUAAGCCUGGAUUACUGUUUAGCUUGUGGUCUUUUUUUUAAAGAUGAGUUCAGCUCAGGGUACGGUUAGACCUGAGUCAGAGGAACUAGUUCGUUCAGUGUCUGCAACAAUAAGCAAAGCUCGUUUCUGAAACCUUUAUUAACUGUAGAGCGGAUGACAAUGCAAUUACCUUAAGCACAAAAAUAAAAAAAAACAUUGCCCAUGUACUGUAAAUGGUAUGCAAAUGUGUACAUACAGGAGUGUGAAUGUAUAUAAUGUAAAUAAGCAGAUAUUAAAUGCUCCCAUUUUGGUUCAGUUUUCUAUAAAAGCUUGAGAAUUACACUGUAACACAACAGUGCGAAAGAUGAGGCCGUUGUGGUUUCUGUAAAUACUAAUAAUCAUUUGCUCAUCCUAACGAUGCAUUGUUAAAUAAAAGACAGAGUAAUAUGGUGUUAUGGUUAAGACAUAAGCACACAAA